Messenger RNA from Haliotis rufescens (red abalone), 5459 nucleotides. RefSeq names its product E3 ubiquitin-protein ligase RNF31-like. Lineage: Eukaryota; Metazoa; Mollusca; Gastropoda; Lepetellida; Haliotidae. Gene Ontology annotation, molecular function: ubiquitin protein ligase activity; K63-linked polyubiquitin modification-dependent protein binding; zinc ion binding. Bases 345 to 4811 code for a protein of 1488 amino acids. Gene Ontology annotation, biological process: protein linear polyubiquitination. Gene Ontology annotation, cellular component: LUBAC complex. The transcript is spliced from 24 exons. The record is from RefSeq and is a predicted model, not a curated record.
UUUGGAUAUCGUACUAAUGAAUCGUAUCUUUUUUUUCUGAAAAUGAACGGAUUAACAAAAGUGUGAAAUAUUAUGGAUGAACAUGUCUUGCUAUCUAUUAAAGGGAGAUAACCUCACACUUCCUGGUGUUGUGACACCAAAGCGGCCAAAGUACGAGAAUCCAGGAGGAAGCUUCAAGGAUUAUUUGCAACAGGGACGACAACAAUCUUAGCUACUUAAGAUUGGUCUGGACCAAUUGUAAGUUUCAACUUGCUUACAAUGAUCUUAGCCUACAAUCACUUUGUGCAAGUGGAUGCCGACUGUAGCUGAAGCCUAAGAUCGUGACCGUGAAGCAGAUGAGGUGAAUGGGUCCAACAAAUAGCUCCUUGUGCAGCAGCUCCAUGGAUCCAGCCGACACUGAUACAGGCCCAGCAGAGCUGGAUGCGCAGCUCCUUCACCGCAGACAAUGCCUUGUGUCUGCCAUCAAACAUGCAUCUGAUUGCAGCAACCCUCUUAUGGACCUUGUGUAUUUGAAGUGCCCAGUAGCUAUGAAGUAUGCUGUCCUAAAUGUUACAAAGAUUUUGCAGGAAAACAAUCAGACAAUACAAAAUCUAAAGAACAUCCCAGUGGCACUUAACAUUUUGGAGAAGUAUGGCCGCCAUCUCCUUAAACCGAAGUCCCUUAGGAACGAACUGUGGAGAUAUGUCAAAUUCUCUAACCCCAUAUUCAAAGACCGUGUUGACGCUCUCAGGGGAGGGAGAGAGCUCAUGAGACUGAUGGGAUACACGCAAGAGAUUGAGGAUGGGCUGUUUUUCCCUGAACCAGAGGAACCUAACCUUGAUCAGACAGCAAAUAUGGUUGCAGACAUCAUACUGGCAAAGAAGCAGAUGGAAAUGUACCUGAGUGGAGUGCAUCCUAAUCAGACUGAAGUUGAACAGUUUAUUCCACCAAAUGUUGUCUCUGAUGUGGAGAUGCUGCGUGUUGGAGUAAGCAUCAGUGCCUUGGGCCAGCACUCGCCACCUGGACCAACAACAGGAGGGAAAACAUUGAUGCCUCAAGCAGAGGGAGGAGGUCAGGAUCUGGCAACUUCAGUGUCACUUCAGAAAUUGUGUGACAUAUGUGGAGCUCAAGAAGCAACAAAACUGUGCAGUAGUUGUGACUAUAAGCUGCUCUGUGCGCAAUGUGAUGACAUGUGGCACAAACAUCCACGUCGACAGAACCACCAACGUGAUCUCACCUCGCCUUCAAAGUCCAAAGAGAACCCCUUGCAGGCUUCUGCUACCAUUCAAGGACCAUAUGGCAUACAGGCCAGACCUACACACAGUCGAAUCCCAAGUCCAACCUAUAAUGCUGUUCAGCCAGGUCGCAACAAAUCAGAUUUGGCCUCAUCUGCAACUGAUAAGACUGAGCAACAUGCAGGACAGAAUCCAUCAUCAAUGCUGCAGAACAUUCUCAAUCUUGACUCAAUCUUGACUCCCAAGAGCUCUAGUUGUGCUUAUGGUCAACUUGAAGAAAGUUGUACAACAGCAGCUCCACAUGAAGUGCCCCAGAUGAAAGAACACCCACCCCCUAUACCAGAUAGGAAACUGAAACCUAUGUUAGUGUCCCAGACUCUGGUUUCAGGGAAGCAGCAGUUGUUACAAGAGAGUGAACCAGUGCAUGUGUUCUUACCCUCUGAGAACAUCAGUUCAUCCCCUCUAAAUUUGAGCAUGCCAAGGCAAUCUGCCAGAAUGUCUGAAAUUGAUCAGUCAGCAUUGACAUCUAAACUUUUGCCAAAGAUUAAAGAAGAAUCAAACUUGGAAAAACAAAAGGCAAAAUGUGAAAUUCAUAUCAUUUCACUAACUGAAGAAAUCGAGGAAAUUGAAGUGCAGUUAAAUCAUUUGAUUGAGAUGAAUGGGAAAUUUUAUGAGCAAGAUGAAUUUUUAGCACUGAACAAGAAGAAAGGUUUAUUGAAAAGAGAAAAACUAAUUCUUGAAAAACAUAGAAGUAGACUUGAAUCCAACUCAGAUAAGCACUCCCAGGUAUCAUCAGAUGUUUAUUAUCCACCGUCUCAUGUAGACUUUAGCAGACUUGAAAACAACACCUUGCCAACAUCCAGUGUUAAUAAGCCUGUUUGUGUUUAUCAGGCCCAGCAUACAGGCAGAACCCAUAACACAUCUGUUGCAAGCCAAAUUGGCACAAAGGUCGUAAGUAAUGUAGAUGAAAACAUGCACCAAUCAUCUGUUAUCCAACCAGGUAAAAUCCAACAGCCACAGGUUCUACAGGAUUCACAAGUUGUCUCUACAGAAACCACCUCUUUGGCAGUUGUACAAAAGAACCAACAGUCAAGUCCUUCAAUUAAGCCUGAAGCUGAAGAAAACAUAGAAUCCAUCACAAAUAAUUCAAAACAAACAGUUGCCUGCAGGAGUAACUCAAAUAGACAACCAGAUCAUGGCAGUCAAUGGCAGUGUGAACACUGCACCAUGUUCAAUGACAGCAACACAAGGAUAUGUGACAUGUGUCAUCGUACAAGUGACAACCCAGUGUUUGUCCAUGAUAUCUGCCCAACUGAGGAAAUAAAAGAGAGUGAAGAAACUUUUGUUGUAUCUCCAAAUAUACCCAUGGUUGGGACAAAGAUUGCACAGGAACAAGACCAGGUGUACCUGGAGAAGCAGGAAGCUCAUCGUCAGUAUGAAGAGAAGUUACUUCUGGGUGCCAUGGGGAAACAAGUGUCAGAAUCAACAAAACAGUCAACAAACAGCAGCAUGAACAGUUCUCAAACAGGCAUGCUUGGCAAUAAUGUGUCUCUACAGGCAUCUGAUUAUCAAAAGUCAGCAAUAAAUGAUUGUGUUAGUCAAAACCAGUCACAUCCUAUUCAUGAGGAAGUUAGCAGUGAACACAGUUUUCAAAGUAGACAAUCCACAUUCCAAGAGACAAUGGAGAACAUCAAUGAACAAAGACAUAUGAAAAAGACACAGCUUGAUGGGGCUGAUUUAUUGCAGAUGAUAAAGUUAGCUGAUCAAAAGGGGUACGGUGUUGAGGAAGUCCAUAUUGCCCUUGAGCAGUGUGGAAAAGACACAAAGGUAGUCAUUGACUGGCUGAAGAAGAUUUGGGAGAAAUGUAUUGAUGAUGUGAUUUCAAGGGUUGCUCAUGCAAGCCAAGCAUCCCAACAGAAUGAUAUCGGUGUUAUAUCUACAGUGGAAGCUAAAAGAGCAUUACAAGAAUCAUCGGGCAGUGUCGAAAAUGCUGUUAUGUAUUGUAUCAACACUCGGACAAAAUUGUACACUGACGUGAAUAGUGAGACUUUGUAUGCCAGAGAAGAUGUUCUGGAGGCAAUGCACGAACACGAAGGAAACAAGGAGCAUGUUAUACAUCACUUGGACAUGAUGAGGCUAGCCCCCUUCAAACAUCGUAUAUGGGUUGGAAGUGACAAUCCAGAACCUGACAUGAUGCAACUUGCACUGAACAUCAACUGUAACAGUGUAUCCACAAGUGUCAUAUCACAUCAAGACUUUCAGGACAUGGUCUGCAACAAAGAUAUUGAUUUGGAGAGAAGAAUACGUACUGUGUUGGUUGAAGCAAGGCUUCAGAGUUGGGGAAGAGCAGAAACUGUUGUCAAGAUCCUUGACAAUGACCUUGAAACACUGAAGCAAGAGAGCGACUAUGACUACACUUUAGAGGAUGUGGUGGAAGCAGUGCGGAACUGCCAGGAUAGACGCAGCUCCAUUGUAUACCUGCAGAGAGAAUGUGUCAUCUGCAUGUCCAGGUUUCCAAUGAGCAAGAUGAUGAACUUGAACAUCUGUCAGUGUCAGAUGUGCCGUGAAUGUCUCAGUAGGCACUUUGAGAUCUCUAUUAAGGAAAAGCAUGUUCGUAACUGGACCUGUCCAGUAUGCAGUCUGCCUGACUUCAAUGAUGAAAAUGUGUCUGACUACCUCAAUCUUCUUGGACUCAUGUUGAACACCUUUGUUGAAAAGGACAUUCAAGAUUUAUUUGAAACCAAAGUUCGAGAUUGGCAUCUCCAAAACGACCCCAAGUUCAGAUGGUGUGCUCAUUGUGGCAAUGGCUUUCUAUAUCAAGGUUGGCAGAAUGGACGAGGUCAGCUUUCUAUGACAUGUCAGCAGUGCUUCAAGAAGACUUGUUUCCUUUGUAAAAAACAGUGGGAAGAUCAGCAUGAAGGUCUAACCUGUGAAGAGUUCACACAGUGGAAGUUUGACAAUGAUCCAGAAAACCAAGCCGUUGGACUAGCCAAGGUAUUGGAAGAGAGUGGGAUAGACUGCCCAAGCUGUAAGAUGCGCUACUCACUUGCGAAAGGAGGAUGCAUGCAUUUCAAAUGCCCUGAAUGUGCUCAUGAGUUUUGUAGCGGCUGCUCUCAACCCUUCUACAAACAAGGAACCUGCACAAAGUUCACACAGUGUGUUACACAAGGACUGCACUGCCAUCAUCCCCGCGACUGCUUCUUCUACCUGAGGGACAAUGAUAUUGUUGAGUUACAGAAGUUGCUGCAGAUUGGCCAUGUGCAGUUCAACACAGAAGGACCAGGUCAGACCCUCAGAGCAUGUCCUGUAAUGGAGCAGAAGGAUGGUGAAGUUGGCAGUCGUCAGGAUGAGGCCUGUGGCAAAGAGGUGAUGGAGGGAAAUGCAGGACUAUGCAGUGUUCACUACAAAGAGUAUUUGGUUGGCCUGAUUAACCGACACAAACUAGACCCAGUGAACAUCAUGACUUCUGAGCAGAUGCAUCGACUUAUUUCCCGAACAGAGAUAGCAGAACAGAAGAAGAAUGACACAGAAACCCAAAUCCAGUUCAACAACAGGUUGACAACGUUCAUAAAACAGAAAAUACCCUUGAAGAGAUGAAUGUGUACAGUGUGCUGCUGUGAAAUGGGAAAACACCACACACAUUAACUGCCAACAGGAAGCUAUAGUGUGAAUCAUGGAAUUCAAGAGUGGAGGAAGGAUGACAUUGACAUACAACUGCAUUUUGUGAUAUGUUUUAGUGAGACAUUUAAGUAAAUUGAUUAGUUAAUUGCUAAGAAAUAUUUAUGUCAUGCACAAUAUUUUUUCACAAAACAUGGGUAAACAUUUGACAAAAAUGAUUUUUUUUCUGUAUGGCUAAUAUGGCUGUCUCAGCCUGAAAGUCUAGUGAGCUUAUGUCAUAGCCUACUUGUCUGGUAUCUUCAAGAAGUAGUAAGUACACUUUUCCCAGUUUCCGCCACCAAUUAACUCUGAAAAAGUGGAUACCUGGAAAAUAGCUGAGAAAGACAGAUAACACUGUUUUGACAGUCUUUUCAAGUAAAAUUCCCAUCAUAUAAUCAAUAUUAUCCAAUUAUCUGUCAGUGAACAUGUUACUUAAAAUCAAACCAAACAUACUAAGUACUUGAUGAUAAAAAAUGUACUUUCAACUUUCAAAUGAAGGUAAGGAUAAGGUAAGUGCUUGAUAACAGUGUUAGAACCUACACCGAAACGUAGCUCUUUAUUGUAAUAAAGAAGUUGUUCAUCCAUAAA